AUGUUCUUUAACUUUAUAAUAUUUCUAAUAAGCAUAAACUUUAUAUCAUGUAUUAAAAUAAAAUCUUUUAAUUUAAAUAAAAAUAUAGAUAUCAUUGGUCUAGAAAGAAAUAAUUAUAUAAGAAGAAAUUUUAUAAAGAAUAAGAUAAUAAAAAAUCUAUAUUUUUUAAAUAAUAUAAAUAUUAUAAAUAAUAAAAUUUAUUUACGUAAAAAUAUAGUAAAGAAUGAAGAAAAUGAGAAAGAAAGCUUUUCUACUUUUGAUGAAUAUUUUAAUAAAAAAGCGGAAGAAAAUUAUACUAAAUUAGAAGCAGAUAAAUUGAAAAUUCUUAAAGAAAAUAUUCAUUCAUAUAAAGAUGAAAUAAAAAAGGCAAUGGAGAAGAGUUAUAAAAAUGAAUAUAAAAAAUUAUUAAAAGAAGAAGAAGAGGAUAAUAAGUUAAGUAAUGAAAUCCAUGAAAAUAUUAAAAUAACAUUUCAUAUGAAUAAAAAUAUAAAUAAUUUCUUAUUUACUGAAUAUAGUUAUAUGAUAAAUAAAUUAAAAGAAAGAUCAGUAAUUUUAAAGAAUUUAAGAAAAUUUUAUAAUAGGAAUAAUAAUAAUAAUGAUAAUAAUAAUAAUGAUAAUAAUAAUAAUAAUAAUAAUAAAGAUGGAAAUUUAGUUGAAGAUGAGGUUAAUAAAAAAGAAAAGAGUAUGUUGAAUAUAAAUGAAGAUGAUAUAAAAGAAACAAAUAAUGCUAUUUUAUCAGAGAAUCAAGAAGAAAAUGUAAACAUUUUACCAAAAAUAAACUUAAAUUCAGAUAAUAUAAAAAAAGAAAAUAAUGAAUUAAAAAAGUUAAUGGAAAAUGUACAAUUUUUUAAACCAGAACAAAAUUUAACUCAAAUAAGAAAUUGUCAAACCUUUAGUGAUCAAUUAUUUGCUAAUGCGAAAAUUGAGAGUAAUAAUUUUUUGCUUAAUUUAAAAGAAGAAAAUGAAAAAAAGAUAAAAGACGAUAUGCUUAUAGAUAAUGAAGAUACAGAACAAGAGUUAUUUUUAAAAAAUAAUGUAUCGGCCUUACAAUUAUUUAAAGAAAACGUAAAAAGUUUUUUACAUUAUAAAAAAGCAAAUAUAAUAAAAAGUAAUUUAAAUGAGGAUUUAUUAUAUGGAAGAGUUAAAGUACAUUGGUUUCCUAAAUUUAUGAAAAGGGUUAUAAGCAAAAUUCCUGAUUAUAUAAAAAUUAGUGAUAUAAUUAUAGAAGUAAGAAAUGGCAUUAUUCCAUUUGUAUUUGAUGAUUUGUAUGCUUUAAAUAUUUUUGAUAUUUAUACAAAUAAACCAAGAAUAAUUGUUUACACAAACUCUGAUAGAUCAUCAAUAAAAGGUAAUGAAGAAUGGGGAAGUUAUUACAGAAGAAAAUUAUAUUGGUAUGAUAAAAAUUUUAAUAAAAAUAUUAAUAAAGAACAUAUAAAUCAAAUGAAAAAAAGCGCAGUUAUAUUUGUAAAUGCAAAAGAUGGAAAAAAAGAGAUAAUUGUAUUAAAGAAAUUAAUUAACAGACUUUGUCAAAAUAUAAUUGAUAGCAAAAAAAAGAAAGGUAUACACAAUUAUAAAGUGAAAUGUAUUUUCAUAGGUUUACCUAAUGUAGGAAAAUCAGCAUUAAUAAAUCGCAUAUUGGAAUUUAAAAAAACAAAAUCUUAUGAUUAUCCAGGUUUAACAACUAAUAUACAAAUGUAUUCCUCAAAAAAAUAUGAACUAAUUGAUACUCCAGGAAUACUAUCUCAAAAUUUAUAUAAAAUAAGAGAAAAAACAUAUGACAAAAAAAAUAUGAUAUUGGAAGAAAUUUAUAAUUAUAAUUCUAAGGAUUAUUCUAAAGAUAAUAUUGUUAAUAUUAAAAACUAUAAUAGUUAUAUGCAUGUAGAAAAUAAUAUUUAUCUUUUAGCUUUAUGUAAUCAUAUAUCACCAAAAAUGUAUGAUAUAUAUAAUGUUGCAGAAGUGUUGAUGAAAAAUUUAUAUAAUGCUUACUUAUAUGAUAAUGAUUAUAUUGACCUACAAAAAAUUAUCAAAAGAUAUCAAAUUAAUUUUACAGAAUGUUUAAAUAGUGAAGGAAGCUUUUGUGCAUAUAAUUUUAUUCAAAAAUUAGCUCGUGAUAGAUUUCAUAAUGAUUUAAAUCAGGCAUCUAUGAGAUUGGUUACUGAUUUUAGAAAAAAUUAUCUUGGAAGAAUUACUUUAAAUUAUCCAAUAUAUUUUAAUAAAAAAUCAAUCACUUUAAAAAUCUCAAAAAAUUUUAUUCAACAAAAAAAUGAUAAGUAUGUGGGAUGGUGA
Molecule: messenger RNA, 2286 nt
Organism: Plasmodium gallinaceum
Lineage: Eukaryota; Apicomplexa; Aconoidasida; Haemosporida; Plasmodiidae
Product: GTPase, putative
Exons: 1
Coding region: 1-2286 (761 amino acids)
Cellular component (GO): mitochondrion
Molecular function (GO): GTPase activity; GTP binding
Source: RefSeq, a predicted model, not a curated record